Pelecanus crispus (Dalmatian pelican) is the source of this 430-nucleotide messenger RNA. Lineage: Eukaryota; Metazoa; Chordata; Aves; Pelecaniformes; Pelecanidae. The record is from RefSeq and is a predicted model, not a curated record.
CUCGGCCUUCCACCCCGACAGCGGCGAGAAGAUGAACCUCAUCGGGAGGAUGUCCUUCCAGGUGCCGGGGGGCAUGGCCCUCACCGGCUGCAUGCUCCAGUUCUAUCGGACGGUGCCUGCUGUGGUUUUCUGGCAGUGGGUGAACCAGUCCUUCAAUGCCAUCGUCAACUACACCAACCGCAACGCUGCCUCCCCCAUCUCCCUGAGGCAAAUAGGGGUGGCUUACAUCACGGCCACCAGUACGGCCCUGGCCACUGCGGUGGGACUCAACCUCUACACCAAGCGAGCACCCCCCUUGCUGGCCCGCUGGGUCCCCUUCGCAGCCGUGGCUGCUGCCAACUGUGUCAAUAUCCCCAUGAUGCGGCAACAGGAGAUCAUCAAUGGGGUGACAGUGACAGAUGGGGACAACAAUGAGCUCGGCUGCUCCAGG